AUGGGUUGGGGUGGUCAUCUGGGGGACCUCAUCACAUCAAGCAUUUGGAGUUCGGAAGAGAAGCUUCUGCACAUCGUCUUGGAGUUGAAGGCAGCUUUUCUCGGUUUGAAGGAGUUUCGGGAGAAGGUAGAGGGUCAUUCUGUGGUUCUGAAGUUGGACAACAUCACAAUGGUGGCCUAUGUGAACAAACAAGGGGGCCUGGUAUCUCUCCAGCUCCACUCUCUGACAGUCGAAUUACAUCAUUGGGCAAUCGACAACUCAGUGGAACUCUCAGCAGAAUAUAUUCCAGGCAAAAAGAAUUUGGUCUCAGACACGUUGAGCCAUCAAAACCAAAUUGUAGGCAUGAAGUGGUCUUUACAUCAGGCUGUGGCAGACAGGCUUUUUCAGGUGUGGGGGAGGCCUACGUUAGACCUCUUUGCAACCUACUACAACAAGAAGCUAGAGGUCUAUUGCUCGGUGAUUCUGGAUCCCUUAGCACUAGCAGAGGAUGCCUUUCAACAUCCUUGGGACAACUUAGAGGUGUAUGCAUUUCCUCCAUUUUGCCUGCUCCGUCAAGUGUUGAACAGGGUGGUGAGAUCUCGAAACUUAAAGAUGACAUUAGUGGCUUCUCUGUGGCUGCAGGCAGAAUGGUUUGCGGCCCUUCUGUUUCUGCUGUCAGAGGUUCCAAGAGAAAUUCCCCCAUGGAGACAAUUACUUGGCCAACUUCACGUUAAAAGAUUCCACCACUCAGUAGAAUCCCUGUCUCUUCACAGAUGGAGGCUAUCAAGUAUCUCCUCCGAGCAAGAGGAUUUUCUCAGGAGACAGCAAGGCAUAUGUCCAGCCAUCUCAGGAAGUCCUCGGCUGCAGUCUACCAAGGGAAAUGGGCAAUAUACUGUGAUUGGUGUCGUCGAUGGGGUUUGUCUCCGCUCAAAACCUCUAUUCACCGCAGAGCAGAUUUUUUGGUCUUUCUCAGAGAUGAGAAAGGUCUUUCUAUUUCUGCUAUCAGAAGCUACAGCUUUAGCCUUUGUGUUAUGCCUGAGAGGUGUAAAUAUCUCCUCAUCCUGGGAGAUCUCUUUAUUGUUCAAAGGUUUCGAGCAGACCUGUUCUCCAAGGGAACUUAAGCCUCUUGUGGGAUGUUUCACUUGUCAUUAA
Molecule: messenger RNA, 1131 nt
Organism: Macrobrachium nipponense
Lineage: Eukaryota; Metazoa; Arthropoda; Malacostraca; Decapoda; Palaemonidae
Exons: 1
Coding region: 1-1131 (376 amino acids)
Source: RefSeq, a predicted model, not a curated record